This is a messenger RNA of Pochonia chlamydosporia 170, 1131 nucleotides long. RefSeq lists its product as hypothetical. The transcript has a single exon. Bases 1 to 1131 code for a protein of 376 amino acids. The record is from RefSeq and is a predicted model, not a curated record. NCBI's taxonomy places the organism in Eukaryota, Fungi, Ascomycota, Sordariomycetes, Hypocreales, Clavicipitaceae.
AUGUCUGGUGCCCUCGGUUUCUUCCUCAACGCUGCUGGCCUCUUCGUGCCACUCGCGCUUCAGGCCCAGUACGCAAACCAGGCUGAGGCUCCCAAAGAAGCUACCGCAGUGCAGAUUAUAACUGGAAGUGGUAAAGGAGGCUCGCCCGGCGGAAAUGUCCCUCACAUCGCUCUAUGGGACGAUGCCGGUAACCGGAUCGGCCAGUAUCACGCAGGGAGGAAGGAGAAAAUCAACGACGGCAAACAUGCUACUAUCAUAGUCCCCCACAACCAGAACAAGUACGAGCAGGCAGACCCGUACUACAUCAUGCUAAGCAAUUUCGAGCACGAUGCUAUUUGCAUUGCUGCCGUCACUGUUGCCAACCAGAAAAUCUCUGGUACCUUUUACGGUGACACGGGGUACAUGUGCGGACAAUCUUGGUUUUUGAGCGAAAACAGGAUUGGAUCGAACUUCCAGAAACCCAAGUGCGUCUGGCUGGAUGGCGACCACACGAAUGGCAUCAACGCUCGGGCAAUCAGCUUCCAUUUGAAUGACUUGGCUCCGAAUAGAGAUAAGCUGGCCCAAUACCAGGCCCAGCCGGAGACACUCUGUCAGAGCACGCCUCGUUUUUCUUUUUGGGGCAAUCUGCUCCCUGACGGGAUCAUUCCGUUUUUCAAACCCCCGCUGCAGUACAAAGAAGACUCUACAAACUCUGGUGAAGGGGCGGAUGUGGAUCUGUCCCGGGUUGUUGACAGAAAAGGUCAGUAUGACAAAAGUGUUUAUCUUCACCAGGGAGAGAAGAAGUUUAGGCUCAAAGCCCGAACCAGCUUCCGCCGCAACAGUACAGCAAACGGUUCCAACCACAACCCCGAUCAUCUUAUCAUCACUGACCAGAAAGACGACGACGUCCGCGCUGUCUGCGAGCAUCCUAACUCGUAUGGCUGGGAUAUUGUCUCUACUGUGCAGAACCUUUACUGUGACAUGGUCCACAAACAGCUCUACCAGGUCUGUGAUGGAAAAGGUGUCAAGGACUACUGUUUCGAUCUGAAGGCCAAAACAAUCAUCCCAAAGCAGGGAAUCAGCGGUCGCGAUGAGUUUGCUGCUCAUGUGCCUAACAAGGCUUAUACGUCGCAGUCACACUGGAAGAGCUAA